Mesocestoides corti is the source of this 273-nucleotide messenger RNA. NCBI's taxonomy places the organism in Eukaryota, Metazoa, Platyhelminthes, Cestoda, Cyclophyllidea, Mesocestoididae. The record is from the annotation of a GenBank genome assembly.
AUGGCCGACAACUUCAAGGCUAUCGUCAAAAACGCCGACAUGCCUGAAGAAAUGCAGCAAAAGGCGGUAGAUUACGCGAAGGAGGCGAUAGAACAGUGUAGUAUGGAGAAGGACAUCGCCGCACACCUAAAAAAGAAAUUCGACAAGGAGUACUCUCCAACCUGGCAUUGUGUGGUUGGCCGUAAUUUUGGCAGUUAUGUAACCCACGAGUCGAAGAACUUUAUCUACUUCUACAUGGGCCAGGUCGCAAUCCUCCUCUUCAAAUCAGGCUGA